Molecule: messenger RNA, 1587 nt
Organism: Closterium sp. Naga37s-1
Lineage: Eukaryota; Viridiplantae; Streptophyta; Zygnematophyceae; Desmidiales; Closteriaceae
Source: the annotation of a GenBank genome assembly
AUGGAGGGUAAUUAUCUUGCUUCCGAAGCAGAGUCCACAGCAACAGCCUUUUCGAAUUUGAAUUCGGAGUCGGAGGUUUCACGCGCGGUGGGGCGCGAUUCUUCGCAAGCUGUUCCGUUGACUCAAGCGGGUCCCUCUGUAGCGGAGCCGACGGCUGUAGCGGAGCCGGCUGUAGCGGGGCCAAACGAGUUGGUGGAGGACGGCGCGGUGAUCGUGCGAGACGACCUGGACGAACUGCUCCACUGCCUGCCGGGAAACCUUCGAGGAAACCUGCUGCAGCACCCUCGCAGAUCCGAGCUGCUCGAGGUGGUGUUGGAUCUCGGCCGUCGACCCGAGGCGCGCUUUCUGGGCGACGGCGGGGCUGAGUACCUGCAGGAGGCAGAGGUCACCCGCGGGGACCUCGAAUCCGCCUGCGAGUCCAUCGGGGCGUUUGGCGGCGACAAUCGCGCUGGCGUGGAGGGGACGCUCCACCGCAUCAGCGCCAUCCGCAACCGCAAGGGUGACGUGGUCGGGCUGACGUGUCGCGUGGGGCGCGCCGUCACCGGCCACGUGGACAUGGUCCGCGAUCUGCUGCACCACGGGCAGAGCCUUCUGUUUCUCGGAAGGCCCGGAGUCGGCAAGACAACAGUCAUUCGCGAGAUAGCGCGAGUGCUAGCAGACGAGAUGCAGAAAAGAGUUGUCAUAGUGGACACGAGCAACGAGAUCGGGGGCGACGGGGACGUGCCUCACCCCGCGAUUGGCGGCGCGCGGCGCAUGCAGGUGCCAGAUCCUGCUCUGCAGCACCGCGUGAUGGUGGAGGCCGUGGAAAACCACAUGCCGCAGGUGGUGAUAGUGGACGAGAUUGGCACGGAGGCAGAGGCCCUAGCAUGCAGAACGAUAGCGGAGAGGGGCGUGAUGCUGGUGGGCACGGCACACGGGCAGCUGCUGGAGAAUCUCAUUAAGAACCCCACGCUCUGCGACCUGGUGGGAGGGGUGCAGACAGUAACCUUGGGGGACGAGGAGGCGAGGUCACGGGGCACACAGAAGAGUGUGUUGGAGAGAACAGCUCCGCCCACCUUCCCGGUGUUGAUUGAGAUGCGCGAGCGGCACUUCUGGGUCGCCCAUCAGACUGACAGGAGCGUUGAUGCAUUGCUGCACGGCAAGCGCCCUCAAGUGGAGGUCCGCACAAGGGACGAGUCCUUUCACGUCACCAUCGACCGCCGGCUUUACGACCGCAACGGCACCUCCUCCUCGUCCCCCUCCUCUUCCUCUUCCUCCUCCGCUUCCUCUUCUGCCAAUCCUAGCAGCAGAUCAGGCAGUGUGGAGAGAAUUGGGGAUAGGAUGGGCGGGAGCAUGUUUGGGUCGGGGAGUGCGGGUCCGGGAGUGGUGCUGGGGGGGAGGGAGCGGGAGAGGGACCUGUACUGGAUGGCAGGGAGCGAUGAUGAGGGGUUUGACUGGAUGGAAGGCGGUACAGGCACACGGUAUGAGUUCAGCUAUGGGAGGAACGGCAGUGGAGGGAGCGGGAGUGGGAGUGGAAAGGGGGCGGCACGGGAGGUGGCAGUGGAGCAGACAUAUUCCUGGGCUGCUAAGCUUGGUGAGUGUGAGUGA